AUGGAUAUUUCUGGUUUUAAUUUUUUAUUCCUUCUUUUUUCUUUAUUCACUCUUAACUUAGUCUUUCGCUCAAUAAUUACAAUGCAAUUCUCCACUGUCGCCUUAUUCGCCGCCGUUGCCGUCGCUGCUACCGUCACCGAAACUGACGCUUCUUCUACUUUGGUCACUGUUACUGACUGUGCUUCCACUGUCACUGACUGUCCAGCCCACAAAUCUUCUGAAGCUCCAGUUGCUUCUACUUCAUCUGCUGGUAACUACACUGCUCCAGCUAAUGUUUCUUCUGCUUACGAAGCUGGUGCCGCUAAACAAUUUGCUGUUGGUGGUGUUGCUUUAGCUGCUGGUGCUUUAUUAGCUUUAUAA
This is a messenger RNA of Hyphopichia burtonii NRRL Y-1933, 360 nucleotides long. RefSeq lists its product as uncharacterized. The record is from RefSeq and is a predicted model, not a curated record. The coding region runs from base 1 to 360 and encodes 119 amino acids. The transcript has a single exon. NCBI's taxonomy places the organism in Eukaryota, Fungi, Ascomycota, Pichiomycetes, Serinales, Debaryomycetaceae.